Photinus pyralis (common eastern firefly) is the source of this 1403-nucleotide messenger RNA. Its product is annotated as facilitated trehalose transporter Tret1-like. Lineage: Eukaryota; Metazoa; Arthropoda; Insecta; Coleoptera; Lampyridae. Gene Ontology annotation, biological process: transmembrane transport. Gene Ontology annotation, molecular function: transmembrane transporter activity. The transcript has 2 exons. Gene Ontology annotation, cellular component: membrane. The coding region runs from base 83 to 1402 and encodes 439 amino acids. The record is from RefSeq and is a predicted model, not a curated record.
AUAUUGACAGCUCUACAAAUUUAUUUGCAAUUAUUGUUAACAUACAGAUGCGAGUUUCUCCUGUAUAUUUAAAGGCGAAAAGAUGUCCGAAAACUCACCUGUACGAACAUAUCAAAUUUUGUGCGCUUUAGGUGUCGGUUUGGGAGGAUUUAUGAUUGGAAACGCUCUAGGUUGGUCUUCUUCUGCUGAGCCCAUCUUACUCAAAACAUAUGACGACGGUGAAUUGAGAUGGAUUUACAGUUUCUUGCAUGUGGGAGCAAUCGUAGCAGAUAUUUACAUUUGCUUCACAAUUGACUUUCUCGGACGACGUUCGGCGAUAUAUUUAAUAACGUUGCCGUUCUUUUUUGGGUGGACAAUUUUGGGAACAGCGGAGUCAUUUGCAAAAUUUUGCUUGGGAAGAUUUAUUUUGGGAUUUGGCACAGCGGUGGCUUGCAUUUACGCACCGAGCUAUAUAACAGAAGUUGCGGAUAAAAAAAUUCGUGGUGCAUUAAAUGAAAUCUUCAUUUUUGCAAUUGCCCUAGGGAUGAUUGUUGUGUAUUGCAUGGAGGUACUAGAUUCCAUGAUUUUAAUAACACUACCAUUUUGCUCUGUGCCGGUAAUUUUCCUGGUAAUUUUAUUGCUUCUACCAGGCUCACCUAUAAUGCUAUGUAAAAAAAAGCAGAAAGAGAAUGCCAAACAAACGUUGCAGUUAUUCAGAGGUCAAAACUACAAUAUAGAUGGUGAAUUUGAAGAAAUGGAAAAGUAUACCACAAGUUAUUUUCUUGAGUUCAAAGACGCCUUGAAGGAAAACGGUUGUGUCAGAGGAACAAUUAUGGUAAUAUCAAUGCAUUGUGCUCAACAAUUAACCGGUAGUUACGCAAUAAUCUUCUUUGCGCGGCGAAUAUGCGACAUAGCAAACGUACUUGCAAAUCCUAAUCAUGGCGCUAUAAUAUUUGCGUCAGUUCAGUUGGUCGGUAGCUUAAUCUGUGCCUUACUUGUUGAUCGAUUGGGUCGAAAGCCACUAUGGAUUGUCUCAUUGGUACUGAUGGGGCUCAGUCACACUCUAACAGGAUUAUAUUUUGCAGAGAAGGAAGAGUCCAAAAUAAAUCCCAUUGCCACUCUUGCGAUCUUGAUGGCGGCUUACUCAUUGGGAGCAGGUCCACAUCCUUUCAUGAUGAGCAGUGAACUGCUUCCAAUGGAGGUAAAGAGUUUUUCAAACUCCCUUGCAAUGGGCUGCAGUUGGUUUAUUGGACUUCUCCUUACUCAUCUGUUUUCUCACGCUAUAAAUACGGAAGGCAUGCGCUACUAUGUGUUUUUUAUGUUUGGUAUCUUAUGCUUCGUCUCCGCGUUACUUAUAAUGGGCGUGCUGAUUGAAACAAAACGCAAAACCCUUGAGCAAAUCAGAAACGAAUUGGACAGUUAAA